Messenger RNA from Schistosoma mattheei, 2912 nucleotides. NCBI's taxonomy places the organism in Eukaryota, Metazoa, Platyhelminthes, Trematoda, Strigeidida, Schistosomatidae. The record is from the annotation of a GenBank genome assembly.
GUAGUUUUGAAAUUAUUCUGAUGUAAAUGGUUGCUGAAAAAUUGAUUACAAAAAGAGAUCAACAUCAUGUAUAUGAAAUGGUUUAUAAGAAGAAAACCUAUUUCAAUAAUAAAGAAUCAAUCUAUUAUACAAGAUAUUCAUUCACAUAUUUAUAUAAUAAUACGUAGAUUACGUAUGCAAACAUGUUAUAUUCUAUUAAUUUGUUGUUGUUUUAUAUUAUUACUAAUAUAUGAAAAACAAGUAGUUUUAUCAUAUACAUGUCAAAUGAAAUUAUUUCAAUUCUCUUCAUUAUGUUCAAUAAUCAACAUAAAUAAACAAAUAUUAGAUGAUUCAAUUUAUGUUGAAAAUUUACAAGAGACACAAUUUCAAAAAAACAUUAUCACAAUUGAUAUUUCACUUGUUAUUGGAGGUGAACAAGCUGCUCGUGGACUUGUAACAUUAAUUAAAAGUAUUUUACUUCAAAGAAGUUGGGAAAAAUCUAUUGAAUUUUCUAAAUUUUCUAGAUCAUCAAAUUUGAAGUCAAUAGGAACAUUUAAAGAAAGGAAAUCAAUAAUGGAUAAUGUGAAUCAAAAUAAUGAGUGUUAUAUAAGACAUAUUAAUUUACAUUUAAUAAGUGAUUAUCAUGCAUUCAAAAGUCUUUCAACAUUAUUUGAUACAUGGAAUAUUCCAAAUUUUGAUGUCCAUUUUUAUCAACUGGAACUAUAUCUGCAUAAAAUAUCUUGGAUACCUAAUACUCAUUAUUCUGGACUAUUUGGUUUGUCAAAACUGUUGAUACCGGAGAUUUUACCAGAAUCAGUGGAAAAGGUUAUUAAUCUUGAUGUUGAUCUUCUGGUGAAUUCUGAUCUGUUGGAACUUUGGGCUCAUUUUCAAAAGUUCAACUCCAGUCAAAUGAUUGGAUUAGUUGCAAAUCAAAGUCCAUGGUAUUUAAGAAAAACUAACCGAAUAGUAUGGCCUGCUUGGGGUCCUGGCUUUAACACUGGUGUUAUGUUACUAGACCUUGUACGUUUGAGAGAGUUCCAUUGGUCAGAACACUGGUACCAAACAACAAAAUCUGCAUUACUGCAUAUACCUUAUGCAAUGUUAGCCGAUCAGGACAUAAUUAACGCAGCUUUAGUAGAAAUUCCUUCAAUUAUUUAUCAAUUACCAUGUGAAUGGAAUGUUCAACUUACAUCUAGUAUGAAUACAAAAUUAUGUCAAGUAAUUUGGUCAAAUAAUUAUCCAAUUAAUAAUGAUAGUAAUAAUGUACAGAAUUUUAAUUCAAAUACAUUUGAAUCAUUUAAUCAUCUUUUAAAAAUUGCUCAUUUUAAUUAUCCAAUUAAAGCAGAUAUGAUUACAUUGAAUGAAAUUAUAGAUGAUGAUCAAUUACGUCUAAGAUUAAAACGACAAUUUAUGAGAAUGUAUCGUUAUUAUCAAAAUUUUGAUGGGACAAUAGUUCAAUCACCCGUGAAACUAAUAUCAUGUUCAAAAUACUAUAAUCCUACUACUUUCACUCACAAAAUUAAUCAAAUAAAUUCAAAAAAUAUUAUCACAAUUGAUGGUUGUGAAGAAUUUUCAGAAGAUUUACUCAAAAUACGUCGGAUACAUCCAUAUUAUUUUAGAUAUAAUUUUCCUACGUUUUCAAUAAAUAAUCAUAAUAAUAAUGUAACAAAUAUGAAAAAUCAUGUUAGCCUUGUUUCACAAUUAACUUUUGAUAGAUUGCAUCGACUUGAAGAGCUUGCAAUAAGAUGGCUUGGACCAAUGAGUUUAGCACUGUAUUUAACUGAUAGAGAAGCAACAUUGUUGACAGAGUAUAUUACAAAUUCUCGAAUUCUACAAAAUCGUACAAAUAUUGGUUAUCAUAUUGUAUAUGUAGAUGGAAAAUUUUAUCCGAUCAAUCUAUUACGUAAUAUUGCUAUAAAAUACUCAAUAACGGAAUUUAUAUUUCACAUUGAUAUUGACUUUUUACCACAAGAAAACAUUAUUGAUUCUAUUGAAAAAUCUAUAAAUGAACAUUUUAUACAAAACAAUAAAUCACAAAAUAUUUGUUUAGUAGUGCCAGCAUUUGAAACUUUUAAAAAUCAUUUAAAACUACCAGAAACAAAAAAGAUUUAUUAAAUUCUUGGGAAAUCGGAGAGAUUUUACCAUUUCGGCAUAAAAUCUGGUCAGCUGGUCAUAUGUCAACGAAUUAUUCACAUUGGAAAUUCUCUAACAAUGAUUACGAAGUACAAUGGUCAGCAGAUUAUGAACCGUAUGUGAUUGUCUCACGUUAUACAACAAUGUUCGAUGAAAUUUUCAUUGGAUUCGGUUGGAAUAAAGCCUCAUAUAUUAUGGCAUUAGAUGCAUUAGGUUAUAAAUUCAUUGUUCUAACCAAUGUAUUUCUUAUACAUUUACCUCAUCCACCAAGUUUUGAAGUGUUUCGUUAUCGAAUGAAUUCAGUUUACAAAUCAUGUAUUGACAAAUUGAAAUUGGAUUUUAUUAAACGUUUAGCAAAAAAACAUGGUGUACAAGCAUUAAAAUAUCUUCAGUUUCGUAAGGAUUUACAAAUAAACCAAAAAUAAAACAAAAUAUAUUGAAUUCAAUUAUUAUAGGAUUUCAUCAGAUGAUCAUUUCUAAUAUGAACAUGUAUCAACCAUUAUACUUGAGUAAAAAAAAUAUACCUCGUUUAAUUCAAACAAAUAAAGAAAAUUAUUCGAUCAACAAAAUGAUUACCAGAUCUAAUAUUCUUUAGCCCAAUCAUAAAACAAACAAAAAAAGAGAUCAAAAUUGAACAUGAAAUAAAUAUCCUUUUAUUUGUGAUGUAUUUAAACUUGUAAAUUAGAUACAUUUUUAUGUACAUUAUAAAUGGACAGUAAGUUUAUAUAUAAAGUAUGAACAGAAAUUACUUCUAGGAAGAACACUUGACUAAAUAUGACAAAAUAUGUAUUUCUAACAGU